GCAAGUUAACAUCCUUCCCUUCAAGAACUUUCGACCUAAGCCGUGAGGAGAUGUUAGCGGCUUGGGAAAUAAAAGGCCUACCUGCAGGGGGGGCUGGGAGGGCCGAAGCCAGAGAAUAAGGAGGAGCUGCCGCUGGGAUGCGUGGAAAACCCUGACCUGGCAACCCCAGCGGGACUGAGGCAGCGAGCGCUGCUCUGAGUGCGACAGAAGUUGACGCUCCUGUGCCGGAGUCUUCCAGGGCCUGGAGGCGAGCAUCAAUGGCUCUUAUGGAGCUAUCCAGGGAUUGCAGGGCGCCGGCCACGCUACUCUCCCCACUCCCGGCCUGGCGAGCCUGAGAAAGGGUGGAUUUGGGAGGCGGACGGGGUCCUGGAGGGCUCGAUUUCCUGCCAUUUUUUCCUCCGCGGCUGCGGCCGCGUCCUCGCCCUGGUCUCUCUGGGGAGCUGCUUGGGGCUGCUGCCCCGGGCUGGGGAGCUGUGCUGGAGACCUGAUCCGAGAGCUCUCGAAGCUGCGAGAGAGUGAGGCCUGGGGCUGUGGGGAUGCCCUGCUGCAGGAGUCGGGCGAUGAGGAAGUCUGCCUCUGAUGAUAGGCCGCUGUGGGGAGCCGAACCGGGAUCAAAGAUUUCCAUACCAGGCUGCAAUGCCAACAUUUUAUAUGCUGAUGCACCCAAGCCACAGAUUGAAUUGCUGACUGAGGCCUUCUGGGACUAUGUCGCAAAGGCAAAAGACACAGCUGAUGACACCCUCCAGAUGAUCAGCAAAUCACCGUUUGUCAAGCAUGUCAAUGACCGUCUGGUAGACGGGUUCAUGGCUGCCUUCUAUUUUGCCUCCGCCGUGCAGGACCAGCUUCCCCCUGCAGCUAAGGACAUGAUCCACAAAGUCACCAGUGAGACCGGGUGUGUGGAAAGGGAGCUGGCCGCUGCCCUGAAGCCCUACACCGACAACAUGGAGGUCCAGAUCCAGCAGAGAGUGGAGCAGCUCAAACAGGAGCUGGCUUCCUACGCUGAGUCCCUUGACACCGAGGCCCUGAGAGCCACCCUGGAGCAGAAGAGCGAGGAGCUGAAGCAGAGUGUGAAGGACCUGCAGGCCCAGCUCGGGCCCUACACCGAUGACCUGAAGCUGAAAGUGGACCAGCACCUGCAGGACUUCCAGGAGCGUGUGGCCCCCAUGGCCGAGCGGGUUCAAGAUCAGCUGAUACAGAAAGCCAUUCAGGUUCGAGAUAUGGCCGCCCCAUACGUUGAGGAUCUGAGAGUAAAUCUGAACCCCUACUCCCAGGACCUCCAGGCCCGCCUCACCUCCCUCUACGAGGCCAACGCCAAAUCCAAAUAAGUCAACCUCCCCCUCACCUUAAAGGGAAAGAAACUGCAUCAACAGAAACACAAUAAUCUGACCCCGGGACACAAAAUGAACAAAACGACAACACAAGCUAACCAGUUAUAGAUGUUUUAAGAAAAUAAUGAUUUGGAGGUUACAAACUGUGUUAGUAAAUUAAUGAAAAGGGAACAUAGAUUGGUAGAUUCUGAAAAUCUGAAAAUCAGAUGUUUUUUCUGCAUUGUGAAAUCAGACUGGGGAAAGUGGACAUGAAAAACAAAAAAGACAAAUUGAAGCAGAAAACACAUUAUGAGCUGCACUGAAGCUCAUGAGUUUACUUUGCAUCACCUAUAAUUACUCGUGAAAGCAAGACAGGUGAAAACAUUUGGUAACUAAAGUGUACUGAAUAAAUGUUGUGUAAUAUACAUUCUUAAGUAAGAAACUAAUGAUGGUAUUUAUAGAAAAUAAAGUUAUUUUGAAAAGAAGAACAUACUAAAGGAGACUGGCAUGUUUUUCAUAAAUUAGUCACUCUGUAUCUCCUGUCUGUAAGAGAAUAUUUUCAUCUGAUCUGUUUAUAGAGUUUCUUAUUGUUUUAUAGAAUCUGUGAUACUGCAAACAUCUGCUUGUAGUCAGUCAGAGACUCUUCUGU
Molecule: messenger RNA, 1956 nt
Organism: Gymnodraco acuticeps
Lineage: Eukaryota; Metazoa; Chordata; Actinopteri; Perciformes; Bathydraconidae
Product: apolipoprotein A-I-like
Exons: 3
Coding region: 537-1325 (262 amino acids)
Biological process (GO): phospholipid efflux; high-density lipoprotein particle assembly; very-low-density lipoprotein particle remodeling
Cellular component (GO): extracellular region; high-density lipoprotein particle; chylomicron
Molecular function (GO): cholesterol binding; phospholipid binding; phosphatidylcholine-sterol O-acyltransferase activator activity
Source: RefSeq, a predicted model, not a curated record